CACUUGAUCACAAGUUACCUUCACAAAACUCAAAUAUAUUUCCGACGUACAUUUGAUCCCUUAUCAAUUUUCAUAUCAAAUUCAUUAUUAGCAAUGGAUGUAGUGACGAGGUUGGUGGCCGAGAAACCUGUUGUCAUCUUCAGCAAAAGCUCCUGUUCUUGCAUGAGCCACUCGAUCAAGUCUCUCAUAGGUGGCUUUGGGGCUAAUCCUGCAGUUUAUGAUGUGGGUGGGAUCCCAAAUGGACGGCAGAUUGAAAGGGCACUGUCAGAAAUGGGGUGUCAGCUACCGGCAGUGUUCAUAGGGCAAACUUUCAUUGGUGGUACAAGAGAGGUCAUGAGUCUCAACCUCAGGAGCGAGCUUGUCCCCUUGCUUAAAAGGGCUGGAGCUAUAUUUCUCUAAAGGCGGGCAAGGAAAUGAAGCGUAAUUAAUAUAUAUAUAUAUAUAUAUAUCGACCUGAAUAAGGGAUUUCCACUUUUUCCAAGAGGAAACGUGAAGUACUACUUUAUACUACUACUCGGGACGAGAGGUUACCGUUUUUUUUUAAUUUUUGUGUCGGUCAUUUCAAGUGCUAGCUUUUGGUCAUAUUAAUUAUUAAGUGUUAAACUCGUUUUUGUUCAAGUGAGUUCUGAGAAAUGUUUGA
Messenger RNA from Juglans regia (Persian walnut), 640 nucleotides. Its product is annotated as monothiol glutaredoxin-S2-like. Lineage: Eukaryota; Viridiplantae; Streptophyta; Magnoliopsida; Fagales; Juglandaceae. The coding region runs from base 94 to 399 and encodes 101 amino acids. The record is from RefSeq and is a predicted model, not a curated record. The transcript is spliced from 2 exons.